This is a messenger RNA of Oryza sativa Japonica Group (Japanese rice), 960 nucleotides long. Lineage: Eukaryota; Viridiplantae; Streptophyta; Magnoliopsida; Poales; Poaceae. The record is from RefSeq and is a predicted model, not a curated record.
GUCGUAGGUCAACUUGUUUAUAGCUUCGUCCCUCCCCCUCCCCGCGCCUUUUCCUUCAGUUCGCAGCACCGAGGCGAUAUUCCCCGUCCCCCAUCAUUUUCUCCCAUUUCUUGAUUUCUUGUCAUUAUUAUUAUUACUAUAUUCCCCAACACCUAGAUUCCCUUCCCUGGUGGUUGAUCGAUCGAUGCGCCCAGCCCACAUGGCCGCGUGCCGAUCGCCAUCAUGACAUUGCCAUGGCGGUGAUCGCCGCCGCCGGAGGGGAGGGGGACGCGGGCGUCAUCGCGCAUGUGGUGGUCGACGUCGACGAGAGUUGUGCGGCGGCGGCGGAUGAUGAUGAUCGCAGCCGGCGCCCGAGCACGGGCUGCAGGAUUUGCCACCUCGGCGGCGGCGGCGACGGCGAGAUGGCGGCGGAGAGCGGGAGCGGGCGGCUGGUGAGGCUCGGGUGCGGCUGCCGCGGCGAGCUGGCGGCGGCGCACCGGCGUUGCGCCGAGGCGUGGUUCUCCGUCAGGGGCAACAGGCGCUGCGAGAUCUGCGGCGAGACGGCGGAGAACAUCACCGGCUGGGGCGGCGGAGGCAAGGAGUUCAUGAAGCGGUGGCACGCGACGGCGGGCGUCGACGUCGAAGGCUCCUCCAAGGCAUGCAGCGGCUUCUGCAAGAGCCACUCAUUAUGCAAUCUCUUGAUUGCGUGCUUGAUCAUUGUAAUCGUCUUGCCAUGGUUGCUCCAUAAUCAUGUGCUUUGAGAUCCUCUAAAUUGCCAUUUUGGAUAAAUCAUUUUCAGCUAUUCAGAUGAGAUGGCUAUUUUAGGGUGUGUUUGGUUCACAGUCAUGCAUGGAUGGGACCAUAUUUUGUUGGAUACGACGAUCCAAUUUUUUAUUUGGUUUAUAUAGAUAUAGCGAUCCAAUUUCUUGUUUGGUUGAAUGAAUAUAGCAUGGAUGGAAAAAGACAUAAGUUAGUAGGACC